This is a messenger RNA of Macrosteles quadrilineatus (aster leafhopper), 2723 nucleotides long. RefSeq names its product protein hairless-like. The record is from RefSeq and is a predicted model, not a curated record. NCBI's taxonomy places the organism in Eukaryota, Metazoa, Arthropoda, Insecta, Hemiptera, Cicadellidae. The transcript is spliced from 5 exons. The coding region runs from base 390 to 1508 and encodes 372 amino acids.
GGGACGAGCGGUUGGUUGGUUUGGUUGAUGAUGAUAUUACCUUAAGUGACUGGAUAGUGGAUGUUCACUAUAUUUUUAAAGUUUAGUAACAAAGCACAAGUUUUGUAUAGAUGCAUAGAUUUGUAAACUUUUUAAAGUAGGCCUUUGUCAAUACAGUUUUGACUGAAUAGUUUUUUAAUGGGUCUCAAAAGUUGUUUGUACCAACGAGAGUUAUUUUUGUUAACCGUUCAUAGCAUUCCCAACCCCAACAUUUAUUCUGAGUUUCAAUUUUGCUGUAUUAUUUUUAUAAUGGGUGAAUUAGAUUACAUUAACGUAUUCUAAAAGUUUUCACAACUGUUGGCCUGGUGAGAAGUUAGUGGAAGUAUUGUUCUGGUAAUGGGUUUCGUGAGAUGCGUGUACAAGAAUUAGGUCCUACACCAUGUGUAAAAAUGUCAGAAGAAAGAAAUAGGCCUGUGAAUGGAGAUGUGUCUACUGGUGGCAUAAAAAAAGAGUUACAAGACACUAAUGGACCUCCGAGUCCUUGUUUAAAUACUAAUUGUGAUUCCGAUAAUGUUAGUUCCAUAAGUGGUGGAAGACUUAAGUUUUUUAAGGAUGGAAAAUUCAUUUUGGAGCUCUCUCAUCGGAAAGAAGGAGAGAGGACAUGUUGGAUUCCUGUCCCAAAAAAGACAUUCUGGCCAGCUGUUGGAACUCCAAAACAGGAAUGCUCCACAUCGCUUAGUGUUUCUGAUGACAACUCAUCCGUUCAAUCCUCUCCAUGGCAACGAGACCAUUGUUGGAAGCAAACUGCUCCUGUACACAAUGCAGGGCGAGGGAUGGAGUUUGUGAUGCUGAGACGAAAAGGUCACAGAUUAAAAUACACACCAAAGAGUGUACGUCGCAAAAGAAGACGCCCUUACGACACUAGCACAGUUGAUUGGAAUGAAAGGCUCCUUCCAACAGCCACAGUCAAGCGAGAAAACACAAAAAUUAAUUCGGUAACUCAAAUGUUGUGGGAGCGGGUAGUAAGAGCCGAUCCUGGAAUUGUAUCACCACGAAAAAGGAUUUUGAGGGAGCUGGAGAAAGUGACUCUGGAAGACCAGAACAACUCAAAGCGUCAGCGUGCGCGGCCAAGUCCUGAGCAACCCAAGCCUUCAGCUGUCGGUAGCCACAGUAUCACAUCCAUCCUGGCCCGUGAAGACGAACCUUCCUUCUUACGUAGUCUCCUGCGCUCGUCUCCUCCUCCUCCUCCUCCUGUUCACGCACCCACCAUUCAUCCUUUGUACCCUUACUCCUCACCUUCUCCAUCAUACGUGUCUCCUACCUCCAACUUCUACUCCCCUCUCCCUAGCUACCGAGGAUCCCCCAGUGUUUGGGGCAUGCAUCAUUACCCCCUGAGAAACUCUUACCCAGUCCCAUCAUUUACACCCGUCACUACGCCACCUUGGAAUGUUCCUUACCAGCCAAUUGACAUUAAAAGAGAAGACUGCACUUCAGAUACACCUCUAAACCUGUCCAAGGAUGCAGGCUGACGACUGCAUAGCCUGGCAAUAGCCUCCUGUCUGUGCCUUGCUUCAGCUGAAUGGUUCUACAUGCAGCCUUCCUUCAUUCUCUACUCUGUGUUCUCUCAUGUGUAAAUAUGUUAUUGUACAUGAACAAAUUAAUACUUUACGUUACUAUUUUAUAUGAUUUAAACAUAACUAUAACACUAUUAACAUUUGGUAUACUCCAUUAAUUAUAUAAGAAUCCUUAAAAAUUACUGUAUAAUCAUGAUGAAAUUACUUUUUAGCGAAUUUCCCAUAUAGGCAAUAUUAGCGAAUUCCCCAUAUAGGGAAUAAGCUAUUACCGUAGUACUCAUGGUAAGACCUGGACGCAGAACCGAUUUUACCAAUUUACUUUUUUGUUUUGAGGUCCCUAGAAGCCAAAAACGCCACCCGUUUAAAUUCAUAUAUAUAUAUAUUUAUAUAUAUAUUUUUAUAUUUAUUUAUAUAUAUAUGUGUCCGUUAGCACGAUAACUCAAGCAAAAAUGAUACGAUUUUGAUGAAAUUUAGCAUAAACGUGUAAACCUACAUUCAUUCAAACGAGUUCGCAACCAGCAUGAUCGGACUAUGGGAACGGGGAUUUAUGGGGGGUUUAUUGGGGUAAAAAAAGGUUUUUCCCAUUUUUGACCCUAAAAACACAAAAUUUCACAAUUCCUUUCCAAACCAUUUUGUAGAGCUUAAAAAAAACAAAUAAUUUAGUAUAUUGAAGCGUUAUUGUGCGCCUAAUGGUUACGGAGAAAAUUCCAAAAAAUUGUAAAUUUAAAAUUCCUAUGUUAUUCUUAAUAAUAGUUAAGGGGAAUAAAUCAACUGUUGUAGUUUGCUUGUUUAUGAACAUAUUUUGAUGGAAUUUGGAAAAUACAUGAAUUUUUCACUAAACUAUUAACAUUUUACAACAAAAAACACUUUUUUACCCUCCCUGUUGCAGCAAACCUAAGUACAGUACUCGUUAAACUAAUUCUAUUUAAAUCCUACUAAUAUUAUAAAUGAGAAAGUUUGGAUGUAUGUUUGUGACAAGUGAACGCGAAAAAUACUGGUCGGAUUGGGCUGAAAUUUGGCAUGAUGAUAGCUCACAUUCCCGAUUAACAUAUAGGCAUAUUCUUAUUUCAAAAAUCCUUUCGGGCUCCGCCCCAGUGGCUCUGGAGUUUCCCAUGUUAACCUUAUGAGAAAUGGAAUUAUUGGAUAUUAACAGCUGUUUCAAUUAAACAA